AUGAGAGUGCUGAUGAGGAGAAGAGCAAAACGGAAUGACUUCAAAUUCCGAGUCGCGAGACGCUCAUCCCUCUCUUCCUCCACCACCAACUUCAAGCCUUUUCGCCCAUCCUACCCCAUCAACCACACCAUGUCUGGAAAGGGAAAAGCCGGAAAAUCCUCCUCGGGCAAGGCGGGCGGUGAGCCGGGAAAGUCGCAGUCCCGCUCAGCCAAAGCUGGUCUCCAGUUCCCCGUUGGUCGUGUCCAUCGUCUCCUGAAGAAGGGCAACUACGCCCAGCGUGUUGGUGCGGGUGCGCCUGUCUACCUUGCGGCCGUCCUUGAAUACUUGGCUGCUGAGAUCCUCGAGCUGGCUGGCAAUGCCGCCCGUGAUAACAAGAAGCAGCGUAUCGUCCCUCGUCACCUUCAACUGGCCAUUCGUAACGACGAGGAGUUGAACAAGCUCCUCGGUGACGUCGUCAUCAGCCAGGGUGGUGUCGUCCCGUUCAUCAACCCCGAGCUCCUUCCAUCAAAGUCGAGCAAGAGCAAGAAGGAGGGCGCCUCGCAGGAGGUGUGA
Messenger RNA from Sparassis crispa, 552 nucleotides. Its product is annotated as Histone H2A. The transcript is spliced from 6 exons. Gene Ontology annotation, molecular function: protein heterodimerization activity; structural constituent of chromatin; DNA binding. Gene Ontology annotation, cellular component: nucleosome. The record is from RefSeq and is a predicted model, not a curated record. NCBI's taxonomy places the organism in Eukaryota, Fungi, Basidiomycota, Agaricomycetes, Polyporales, Sparassidaceae. Bases 1 to 552 code for a protein of 183 amino acids.